This is a messenger RNA of Ananas comosus (pineapple), 4005 nucleotides long. Its product is annotated as putative ABC transporter B family member 8. Gene Ontology annotation, cellular component: membrane. The transcript is spliced from 9 exons. Gene Ontology annotation, molecular function: ATP hydrolysis activity; ATP binding; ABC-type transporter activity. Gene Ontology annotation, biological process: transmembrane transport. NCBI's taxonomy places the organism in Eukaryota, Viridiplantae, Streptophyta, Magnoliopsida, Poales, Bromeliaceae. The coding region runs from base 17 to 3769 and encodes 1250 amino acids. The record is from RefSeq and is a predicted model, not a curated record.
UUCAUCAUACUAAGCCAUGGAAGCUGAAAAGAAAAGAGGAGAGGAUCGCGAAACCGGAAACCGAUGCGAGGGAUCCUUGCGCGGAGUGUUUCGGUUCGCGGAUCGCGUCGAUGUUCUUCUGAUGUUUUUGGGCACCAUAGGAGCUGUUGGAGAUGGGUGUUCUACCAACUGCCUCCUCCUCUUUGCUAGCAAUCUCAUGAACAGCUUAGGUUAUGGAAAAGCCCAUCAGGAUGAGCACUUAUAUUUCAUGCAUGAGAUCGAAAAGUAUUGCCUCUACUUUGUCUAUGUAGGACUAGUAGUCAUGGUGGUGGCUUUUAUGGGUAAUUUUCAUGAACGCAAUCACAUCCUACCACAGGGGUAUUGUUGGAGUAGAACAAGUGAGAGGCAGGUGUUGAGGAUAAGAUACAUGUAUCUUGAAGCAAUCCUUAAACAGGAAGUUGGGUUCUUUGAUUCACAAGAAGCAACAACUGCAGAGAUCAUAAAUAGUAUAUCAAAGGAUACUUCUCUCAUCCAAGAGGUCCUAAGUGAGAAGGUGCCAAUAUUUCUCGUGCACUCAUCAGUGUUCAUCUCCGGCCUAGCAUUCUCAACAUACUUCUCCUGGAGACUCUCCUUAGCUGCAUUUCCACUUCUGCUGCUGCUCGUAAUCCCGGGCCUGAUCUACGGCAGAUACCUCCUCUUCCUUUCUCGAAAAAUGCGCGAUGAGUACGCAGAGGCCAACGCGAUCGUCGCGCAGGCGCUCGGCGCCAUCAAGACGGUGUAUUCGUUCACUGCAGAGCGAAGGAUCGUUGGUAGCUACGCGGCCGUUUUGGAGAAGGCUAUCGGGCUCGGUGUCAGGCAAGGGACUGCGAAGGGGCUGGCCGUCGGGUUUACGGGGCUCUCGUUCGCCAUCUGGGGGUUUCUGGCCUGGUAUGGCAGCAGACUGGUCAUGUUCCACGGCGAGAGCGGCGGACGGAUCUACGCGGCGGGGAUAGCCUUCGUCUUGGGUGGAUUGUCACUGGGAAUGGCGCUUCCCGAGGUGAAACACUUUACGGAGGCGUCAGUGGCCGCGGCGCGAAUCCUCGACCGCAUCAACCGCGUCCCAAAAAUCGACUCGUCGGACCCGACCGGGCUCGUCCCGAGCCGGAUCCGCGGCGAGAUCGAGUUCGACUCGGUCCGGUUCGCCUACCCGGCCCGGCCGGGCUCGCCCGUCCUGAACCGGUUCAGCCUCCGCGUCCCGGCCGGCCGGACCGUGGCCCUGGUGGGGCCCAGCGGGAGCGGGAAGUCCACCGUGGUGGGCCUGGUCCAGCGGUUCUACGACGCGGACGAGGGCGCGGUGAGGAUCGACGGCGUGGAUUUGAGGAGGCUCGGGAUCGGAUGGAUCAGGGCGAGGAUGGGGCUCGUGAGCCAAGACCACGCGCUCUUCGGAGCAUCCGUACGCGAGAAUAUACUGCUCGGCAAGGUGGGCGCGUCCGCAGAGGAGAUGUAUGCGGCGGCCAUGGCCGCGAACGCGCACGGUUUCAUCACGCAGCUCCCCGAGGGGUACGAUACAAAGAUAGGUGAGGGAGGCGCACUCCUAUCCGGCGGUCAGAAGCAGCGAAUCGCCAUCGCGAGAGCCGUCAUCAAGAACCCGGCGAUCCUCCUCCUCGACGAGGCCACGAGUGCCCUCGAUUCGGAGUCCGAGAAGCUGGUUCAAAAUGCUUUAGAUCAAGCAUCCAUGGGCCGAACAACGCUGGUGGUAGCUCACAAGCUUUCGACUGUAAAGAACGCCGAUCAGAUCGCUGUCAUCGACAGUGGCACGAUCGUUGAGGUCGGCAUGCACGACGAACUCCUCGCCAGGAACAGCCAGUACUCGCGGUUAGCCAAGCUGCAGAAAGUGUCGAGCUCAGUCGAUCAAGAUUCCGAGCCUUUCUGGCCUUCUUCGGCGGCACGGAGCAGCGCGGGACGGCCCAGCGUAACCAAAUCGAGCCCAAUAUCCUUCCCGGGGUCGGCCCUUUCUGACGAACGAAGGCCCGACAAGCCCAUCUCUCACUCCCCGCCUUCUUUCUCUCGGCUCCUCGCAAUGAAUUCCCGGGAGUGGAAACAAGCUCUUAUCGGUGGCACCGCGGCCGUCGUGUAUGGCUCCUUACAGCCGAUCUACGCCUUCACGAUUGGUGGCAUGAUCGCCGCGUUCUUCCUCAAGGACCACGAUGAGAUGGCCGCGGUUAUCCGGCGAUACGCAUUGAUAUUCUCCUCCCUCUCUGUCAUCUCCUUCGUCGUGAACCUGCUGCAGCAUUACAAUUUCGCGUACAUGGGAGAGCACCUGACUCGAAGGAUCCGAGUCCGGGUCCUCGAAAAGAUCCUCACAUUUGAGCCGGCUUGGUUCGACGAAGAGCCCAAUUCGAGCGCCGCAUUGUGCUCCAGGCUAAGCAAUGAGGCCUCCCUUGUUAAGACUCUUGUAGCUGAUCGAAUCUCUCUUCUCGUCCAAACGGCGUCCGGAGUGGCCGUUGCGGUCACGAUGGGCUUAGCUGUGGCGUGGAAGCUCGCCCUAGUCAUGAUCGCGGUCCAACCGUCUACAGUCGUAUUCCACUACUUGAAAAAGAUUGUCCUAUCGAACGCGUCGCAUGACCUAGCCCGAGCUCAACAUAAGAGCACUCAGAUUGCGAUCGAAGCGGUUCGGAACCACCGGAUGGUCACGUCAUUUGGGUGCUCGGCGGAAGUGCUUCGGCUUUUCGAGGAAGCCCAGGAGAAGCCAUUGAAACCCGCGAGGAGGAUGGCGUGGGCAGCGGGGGUGGCCACGGGCUUCUCGCCGUGCCUGUCGUUCCUGACCUGGGCUCUGGAUUUCUGGUAUGGGGGGAAGUUGGCCCAGUCAGGUCAGAUUUCAGCAGGUGAUGUGUUCAAGACUUUCUUCAUUCUGGUGAGUACUGGAAAGUUGAUUGCCGAAGCCGGCAGCAUGACCUCGGAUCUCGCGAAGGGGACGAACGCGGUCGCCGCCAUCUUCGAGGUGCUUGAUCGGCAAACAAUGACUCCGAGAUCUUCUCAAGUUGAUCAUCUAAGUGAGAAAACUACAUUGCAGAGGAGAAUUCAAGGCAGAAUAGAGAUCAAAAAGGUCGAUUUCGCGUACCCGAGCCGGCCACAGUGUCUCGUCUUGCGCGAGUUCAACUUAGAAGUUAAGGCCGGCACGAGCGUGGGGCUAGUCGGGCGCAGCGGUUGUGGUAAGUCGACCGUCGUCGGCUUGAUCCAACGGUUCUACGACGUCGACCGCGGGGUUGUUCGCAUAGACAGCGUAGAUGUGAGGGAACUGGACAUCAUUUGGUAUCGCGGCUUCACCGCGCUUGUCAGCCAAGAACCAGUGAUCUUUUCGGGCAGCGUUCGCGACAACAUCGCCUUCGGCAAGCCCGAAGCCACCGAGAACGAGAUCGUCGAAGCCGCAAAGGCCGCCAACGCUCACGAAUUCAUAUCGUCUUUAAAAGACGGUUACGGUACCGAUUGCGGUGAGCGUGGAAUACAGCUGUCGGGGGGGCAAAAGCAAAGGAUUGCGAUCGCGAGGGCGAUCAUAAGGAAUCCGACAAUACUGCUGCUGGACGAGGCGACAAGCGCGCUCGACGUGCAGUCGGAGCGCGCCGUGCAGGAGGCCUUGGACCGGAUCAUGGUCGGGAGGACGACCGUCGUGGUGGCCCACCGCAUGAACACAAUAAAAGGUCUCGACUCGAUCGCGUUUGUCGGCGAAGGGAGGGUGGUAGAGCAGGGGACUUAUGCACAGCUCAUGAACAAGAAGGGGCCCUUCUAUAACUUAGCAACUCUACAAAAAUAGGCUCCUUUGUAUGAAGAGCGUGUGUUUGUUGUGACCCAAAAAUAUGCCAUGUAAUUAGAUGUACCACCUCAUUGGGCUGAGCAGGUAUGCAUGCAUUUUGAUUAAGAUAUCGUUUUAUUAUGAGUGCAUGUAAUGAAAACUAUAUGGAGAACCAGUUGAUGGACUCUUUUUUAUGAUCUAAUGUAGAAAAUUUAGCAGAAAUGUCCAAGAAGGAAGAGACACAUGAAUUUGAAGUA